AUGAAGACGAGAUCCAGUGAUGUUGUACAAAGAGCUGCUAACAGAGGGAAGAGGAAAUCACCUGAGGGAGGCGACAAUGGCAGAGGGAAAAGACGAUCGGUGCAGAGCGACGAGCAGAAGAACGCUCCUCAGAAAGACGAUUACGGCAGAGGGAAGAAACGAACGGCACCGAGCAACGAACAGAAGAUCCUGAGAGGAAUCCAUAGCUGUGUAUCUCCUCGGUGCUCUGCCUCUACUCGCCGUCGUCCCAGCUUCUCCUGGUUUGAGCAAGACGCAUGGACAUACAUAUCAAGGUUUCUGGAUGGUAAAUCGCUGGUGAUGCUGGGAGCGACAAGCAAAUGGUUUCACAAGACCGUAAUGGAGGAUUCUAUUUGGAGGUUUGCCUGCUUGCGUGAUCUUCAGGUGCCAAAGCCGUGUCUAGUUUCUUCAAGCUGGAUUAAGAUAUAUGCUUCUGCUUUUGAUGGGAGUCACUCUUACUUGUUCCAUCAGAAGGAAAAGCACAUUGACUGGAUGCGUAUUGGUGCCUUUACUCUCGACUCUCGAGUGUCACUCCUGACUGAGAGUUUGCGUGGUCAACUGAAAGUCCCAAGGGUUCAAGGAACCAUAGAACAGAUGCUGCACUCCACUGGUUCAUGUAUCAUAAAAGACAUCAGAACCGGUAUCUGGAUUGCAGAUUUACAGCUUGUUCGUUGCCCUGUCUGUGACCUCAGUACCUGUGAUGGAACAAUGCAAACACUCGAUACUAGGCACAUCGAACUGUUCCUGAAUGAAGAAUACAAAGAUGGAAGUUGGGACUACAAUCUCAUCGGAUCUCAUAAGUUACAGAAAGACACAAGUGCAGCUUGUGGAGCCAUAUUUGAUCUCAAACACCUUAAAGCCUCUUCAUCCUCAGGUAUUCUCCACCUCAAGUCUUGGACCGGAGAGCCAAAUGAUUCCCAACCCAAAGCAGUUGUCAUAACCCACGCAGUGGCUGUCCACACAAGGUUACAGAAAAACGAAGGAAUCCUUGUGAAGUAUCAGACGAUGAAGGCAGGAACUGAUGGUGACAUUGUUGCCAUCAGAAUCUCCCAGCAGCUACUCUGAGUUCCUGUGUUAUCAAGGUCACACAACAAAGCCUUAAGUAUAUCUCUGAUAUGCAAAUCAUUUUACUCUUCAGUAAAAUACAACUCUACUUCAUUAUAUGACUUUACAUCUUUACAGUAUAUGUUGCAAAAAUAGCCUGAGAGAUUUGAUUAUUGAACUACUUGUCUACAAAACUU
Messenger RNA from Raphanus sativus (radish), 1259 nucleotides. Its product is annotated as probable F-box protein At3g61730. Gene Ontology annotation, cellular component: nucleus. Lineage: Eukaryota; Viridiplantae; Streptophyta; Magnoliopsida; Brassicales; Brassicaceae. Gene Ontology annotation, biological process: reproductive system development. Gene Ontology annotation, molecular function: protein binding. The record is from RefSeq and is a predicted model, not a curated record. The coding region runs from base 1 to 1083 and encodes 360 amino acids. The transcript has 8 exons.